This is a messenger RNA of Malurus melanocephalus (red-backed fairy wren), 3307 nucleotides long. RefSeq names its product EFR3 homolog A (gene EFR3A). Gene Ontology annotation, cellular component: plasma membrane. Bases 355 to 2817 code for a protein of 820 amino acids. The record is from RefSeq and is a predicted model, not a curated record. Lineage: Eukaryota; Metazoa; Chordata; Aves; Passeriformes; Maluridae. The transcript has 25 exons. Gene Ontology annotation, biological process: protein localization to plasma membrane.
AGUUCUCCGCUGAUCCCGUGCUCCGGGGCUAUUCCUCCGUGCCGUGUCGGGGCGCUUCUUCACCCGCCGCGAUUUCUCGACGUCCCCUCUGUGUGGGAGAGAUGGGCGGAAAAGGGCACGGCACGACCCCCGACAGAACUACGGCUCCCGGCGUGCACUGCGCUCUGGAGAACUCAACGGGGCGGCGGGCCGAACAUGGCGGUUGGUAAACGGAGUCGGAGGAGAGGCUGAGUUUUUUGUGUUUUUGCAAAAUUGAAGACAGAUCCCUGAUUAACAAUGCCUGCCAAAAUCGCUUUGCGACUAUCAGUCGAUUAAUCUUCAUGUGCAGCCUUGUUUGCUAUUGAUUUCUGAAUCAUGGGACGAAAGGGAGUUUGCUGCUGCUGUGCUGCGCUGCGACCUCGCUACAAGCGUCUGGUAGAUAACAUAUUUCCUGAAGAUCCAAAAGAUGGUCUUGUUAAAGCUGACAUGGAGAAGCUGACUUUCUAUGCAGUUUCUGCACCAGAGAAGCUGGAUCGAAUUGGGGCUUACCUUGCAGAGAGACUGAGCAGGGAUGUAGUCAGACAUCGCUAUGGUUAUGUUUUAAUUGCCAUGGAGGCACUGGAUCAACUUCUAAUGGCUUGCCAUUCUCAAAGCAUAAAACCAUUUGUGGAAAGUUUCCUUCAUAUGGUGGCCAAGCUGCUGGAAUCAGGCGAACCAAAGCUGCAAGUCCUUGGGACUAAUUCUUUUGUCAAAUUUGCCAACAUUGAAGAAGACACGCCUUCRUAUCACAGACGCUACGACUUCUUUGUGUCCCGGUUCAGUGCCAUGUGUCACUCAUGUGACCAUGAUCCAGAAAUACAAAAUGAGAUCCGAAUUGCUGGAAUCAGGGGCAUUCAGGGAGUGGUUCGAAAAACAGUUAAUGAUGAACUUCGAGCAACUAUAUGGGAACCUCAGCACAUGGACAARAUAGUGCCAUCAUUGCUGUUCAACAUGCAGAAAAUAGAAGAUAUUGACAGCAGAAUAGGCCCGCCGUCCUCUCCUCCAGGAAGAGAGAAAGAAGAAAAUCCUUCUGUUCUGGCUGAGAAUUGUUUCAGGGAACUCCUGGGACGAGCAACCUAUGGAAAUAUGAAUAAUGCUGUCAGACCAGUUUUUGCGCAUUUAGACCAUCACAGACUGUGGGAUCCUAAUGAAUUUGCUGUUUCCUGCUUUAAAAUCAUCAUGUAUUCUAUACAGGCACAAUAUUCCCAUCAUGUAAUACAAGAAAUUCUUGGACACCUUGAUGUCCGGAAAAGGGAUUCACCUCGAGUCCGUGCUGGUAUUAUUCAGGUUCUUCUGGAAGCAGUUGCAAUAGCAGCUAAAGGAUCAAUAGGCCCAACAGUUCUGGAGGUUUUUAAUACCUUGCUGAAGCACUUACGCAUCAGCGUUGAAUUUGAGCUGGGUGACAGGCGCAGUUCAGCAGGAAGUGCCACUUUGAGCACAAGCUCCAAGGAGAGUGACGAGAGGAUUGUCCAGAAUGCAAUUAUUCAAACAAUUGGAUUUUUUGGAAGCAAUCUCCCAGAUUACCAGAGAGCAGAGAUUAUGAUGUUCAUUAUGACCAAAGUACCUGUUUUGGGGUCAACUUCACARUCACUGGAUCCCAAUCACCUUGGUGAUUUGGGAACCAGGAGGAUUCAAAUUAUGUUACUGAGAUCAUUACUUAUGGUGACUUCAGGAUACAAAGCCACAACAAUAAGUAAUGCACUUCCUGGCACCUUUCUGGACCCGUUGCUGUCUCCUUCCCUCAUGGAAGACUCUGAGCUGAGGCAGCUGGUCCUGGAAAUCCUGCACAACCUCAUUGAUCGACAUGACAACAGAGCCAAGCUCAGAGGGAUAAGAAUAAUACCAGAUGUUUCUGAUCUAAAGAUAAAACGAGACAAGAUUUCAAGGCAAGAUGUAAGCUUCAUGAAAAAGCAUGGUCAGCAGUUGUACAGACACAUCUACUUGGGCUGCAAAGAAGAAGACAAUGUCCAAAAAAACUUUGAACUGCUGUUUACUUCUCUAGCUCUUAUCACAAUUGAACUGGCCAAUGAGGAAGUGGUUAUUGACCUCAUUCGAUUAGCCAUUGCCUUGCAGGACAUGGCCAUCAUCAAUGAGGAUAAUCUGCCAAUGUUUCAUCGUUGUGGUGUCCUGGCAUUGGUUGCAGCGUAUCUAAACUUCUUGAGUCAGAUGAUUGCAGUUCCUGCCUUUUGUCAGCAUGUCAGCAAGGUCAUUGAAACCAGAAGUGUGGAAGCAUCAUACUUUCUACCAGAAACAAUAUUCAAAGACAAAUGCGAUCUUCCAAAAUCCUUAGAGAAGGAUGAAACAGAUUUGUUUUUCCUGACGAACAAGAUUACAGAAUCAUUAGGAGGCAGUGGAUACAAUGUGGAGAGAUUGUCAGUUCCAUAUGUGCCCCAGGUAACAGAUGAGGACAGACUCUCCAGGAGGAAGAGUGUUGUGGACACAGUGUCUAUUCAGGUGGAUAUUCUGUCUGGCAACAACRCAGAGGAUAAGGUUGAUAAUACUGAAGAAAUCACCUUUGAAGCUUUGAAGAAAGCCAUUGAUAACAAUGGACUUGAAGAACAGGAAAAGGAAAAAMGGCGUCUUGUGAUUGAAAAGUUCCAAAAAGCACCAUUUGAAGAAAUUGCAGCUCAAUGUGAAACCAAAGCAAACUUGCUUCAUGAUAGACUGGCACAGAUACUGGAACUCACCAUCCGUCCUCCGCCUAGCCCCUCAGGAACGAUGACCAUUACUGCUGGACAUGCUCAUUACCAUUCUGUUCCAGUCUAUGAGAUGAAGUUUCCAGAUCUUUGUGUGUAUUAAGUGUCUUCUGAAGUCUGCUGGACAUUAUUUAGAGUAGAGUACAAUAGAAAGAACAAGAUGAGUUUUCAAAUUUUAUUGUUUAUUGUAUCUAACUUUAAUAUAAUGAUGGACAUGAGCCAAAUACAGAUUACUUUAGCCAAAUUCAUGAAACUGUCUUGAAUUGUUUUAUUCUGUAAUAUAUUUUAAGUUAGGUUUUUCACAGAUCAUGUUUCUUCAUUUUCAUAUUUGAUUACAUGUAAAAGUCAGAUUUAAAACUUGUCUUGCUAUAUAGGUAAAUAUUUCAGUUACUCUAGGAAUUUGUAUUGCUUCAAAUUCCUUUAAUUUGAGAUACUGUAACUGAAAAACCUAUUAAAGCUUUUUUUUKSYUUUUUUUUUGUUUGUUGGUUUGUUGGUUGUUGUUUUUUUUAUUUUUCACUCCUCUCCACCUCAAUUCUGUGUUGAACUAGAAUGCUUUUGGCUUGCCUCAUCUCAUUCAAUGUAACCAGUGGAG